AUGGCUGAAGAUGCGGAAGACAGUUUAAAAUUUGCAGUGGCAGCCUUGGAGCUGAGCUCCGCUGACCUGCAGAAUCCCAGGAAGAACAAGGAGCACCACACACAGGAGAUGGGCCUGAAGCGGCUCAUCGUGCCCCGCUGCCAGGUCUUCAUCAUCAUCCUGAACUUCAACCGGAGCUUCCAGCCCCGGAUCGACAACAUCACCUACAUGGCGGAGACCGGAUCAGAGCCCACGGAGCUCCGGGGAACCCGAGCCACAUUCUCGCUCACCCAGGCCCAGCACGGGAAUGUCUGGAGUGCUUCUGACUUCACCAUCGACCUGAACUCACUCCGAGUCUCUGUCUUCACACCAGCCAAUGCAGUCAUUGGCCCCUAUACUCUCAUGAUCCAGAUGUCCCAGGGUCAGGGUCACAGCAUGACUUACCUGGUGGGGACUUUCAUCCUGCUUUUUAACCCGUGGAGUGCAGAGGAUGAUGUCUACUUACCGAGUGAAAUCCUGCUGCAGGAGUACAUCAUGAUGGACUACGGCUUUGUCUACAAGGGUCGCAAGAGAUUUGAAGAUGACAUCAUAGAUAUCUGCUUGGAGAUCCUGAACAAGAGCCUGUACUUCUUAAAGAACCCGUCCAAAGACCACUCCCAGUGGAAUGAUGUGGUGUACGUCUGCAGGGUGGUGAGCGCCAUAAUCAACAGUAUCGACGACAACGGCGUGCUGCAGGGGAACUGGGGGCAGGACUACUCCAAGGUCAGCCCCCUGGAGUGGAACGGCAGUGUGGCCAUCCUGCGGCGGUGGUCGGCCCAGGGUGGGCAGCCUGUGCAGUACGGACAGUGCAGGGUCUUUGCAGCCGUUAUGUGCGCUGUAAUGAGAUGCUUAGGUGUUCCAACCCGCAUCGUUUCCAAUUUCCGGUCUGUGCACAACAUGGAUGGGACCCUGACCAUCGACACCUACUGUGACCAAAAUGCAGAGAUGCUGCCAACUCAGAGACCAGACAAAAUAUGGGAUUUCCACAUCUGGAACGAGUGCUGGACGAUCCAGAAAGAUCUCCCGCCAGGAUACAACGGGUGGCAGGUUCUGGACCCCACUCCCCAGCAAACCAGCAGUGGGCUGUUCUGCUGCGGCCCUGCCUCUGUGAAGGCCAUCAGGGAAGGGGAGGUCCACCUUGCCUAUGACCCCCCGUUUGUGUAUGCCGAGGUGAAUGCCGAUGAAGUCAUUUGGCUCCUUGGGGAUGGCCAGGCCCAGGAAUCCAUCGGGAAGGAAAUCAGCACCAAGACGAUAGGGUCAGACGAGCAUCAGAACAUCACCAGGUCCUACAGGUACCCGGAAGGAUCCCCUGAGGAGCGGUCUGUAUUCAUGAAGGCCUCCCGGAGCAUGCUGGGCCAAACAAGGGCCUCCUCACCCUUCCUGGAUCUGCUGGGGUCCAGCGGCGUGGAGAAUCAGCUGGCACAGCUGCACCUCCACCUGGCCAGGACGCCGGAGUGGGGCCAGGACCUGCUGCUGACGCUGUGUGCCUGGAGGGUACCAGACAGAGCCCACCCCCAGGGCCCCAUCCGGCUGGUGCUGCGCUUCUGUGCACAGCUGCAUGGGAGAGGCACACAGGAGCCCCUCUGGAGACAAGAGGUGUGCUUGAACCUGGACUUUGGGCAGGAGACACAGUGGCUGCUUCUGCUGCCCUACAACAAUUAUAGAAACAGGCUGACGGAUGAAAAGCUGAUCCGUGUGUCUGGCAUCGCCCAGGUUGAGGAAACAGGGAGGUCCAUGCUGGUCCUGAAAGAUAUCUCUCUGGAGCCGCCCCACUUAUCUACUGAGGCAAGCCUGUCGGGGUCUCAUUUCGCCACCUUGGCUGAUGAGCGAGAUAAUCCCAAAGACACCUUCAGGGGCUGGAACAGGGGGGUUCAUGCCCGCUGCUGGGAGUAUGCUGAUUUAGAUCCUGAGUGA
Messenger RNA from Trichechus manatus latirostris (Florida manatee), 1932 nucleotides. RefSeq names its product transglutaminase 7 (gene TGM7). The record is from RefSeq and is a predicted model, not a curated record. Gene Ontology annotation, molecular function: protein-glutamine gamma-glutamyltransferase activity. Gene Ontology annotation, biological process: peptide cross-linking. NCBI's taxonomy places the organism in Eukaryota, Metazoa, Chordata, Mammalia, Sirenia, Trichechidae.